Molecule: messenger RNA, 2010 nt
Organism: Canis lupus familiaris (dog)
Lineage: Eukaryota; Metazoa; Chordata; Mammalia; Carnivora; Canidae
Gene: DDX49
Product: DEAD-box helicase 49
Exons: 13
Coding region: 134-1663 (509 amino acids)
Molecular function (GO): nucleic acid binding; ATP binding; RNA helicase activity
Source: RefSeq, a predicted model, not a curated record
GUUUAAUUUGAUCGCGCGAGCCAAUGGAAAUCGGGGAAACAUGGUCAGCAUACGGUGGAACCCGGGAAUGGCAGUGUGAGCUAGACCGGGGUGGGACCGCGCAGCAGGCGAUCCAGUAACCGAGGUUUCCGUGAUGUCAUCGGCGUGCGCCGGAAAGCAGGGCUCACACGGUGCACGCCCGGAGCUGGCGGGGAGGAUGGCCGGCUUCGCGGAGCUUGGGCUGUCAUCGUGGCUUGUGGAACAAUGUCGGCAGCUGGGUUUGAAGCAGCCCACGCCUGUACAGCUCGGCUGCAUCCCCGCCAUCCUGGAGGGUCGGGACUGCUUGGGCUGUGCCAAGACAGGCAGUGGCAAGACAGCAGCAUUUGUCCUGCCCAUCUUGCAGAAGCUGUCUGAGGAUCCCUAUGGCAUCUUCUGCCUUGUCCUGACACCCACCAGGGAGCUGGCCUACCAGAUUGCAGAGCAGUUCCGGGUCCUGGGGAAGCCUUUGGGCCUGAAAGACUGCAUCAUUGUCGGCGGCAUGGAUAUGGUGGCCCAGGCCCUGGAGCUCUCCCGGAAACCACACGUGGUCAUUGCCACACCAGGGCGCCUGGCUGACCACCUCCGGAGCUCCAACACUUUUAGCAUAAAGAAGAUCCGUUUCCUGGUGAUGGAUGAGGCUGACCGGCUGCUGGAGCAGGGCUGCACGGAUUUCACCGUGGACCUGGAGGCCAUCCUGGCAGCCGUGCCCACUCGUAGGCAGACACUGCUCUUCAGUGCCACACUGACUGACACACUCAAAGAGCUUCAGGGACUGGCCACCAACCAGCCCUUCUUUUGGGAGGCUCAGGCCCCGGUGCGUACAGUGGAGCAGCUGGACCAGCGCUACCUGUUGGUGCCUGAGAAGGUCAAGGACGCCUAUCUGGUCCACCUGAUUCAGAACUUCCAGGAUGAGCACGAGGACUGGUCCAUCAUCAUCUUUACCAACACGUGCAAGACCUGCCAGAUCCUGUGCAUGAUGCUGCGUAAAUUCAACUUCCCCACUGUGGCUCUGCAUUCCAUGAUGAAACAGAAAGAACGCUUUGCUGCCCUGGCCAAAUUCAAGUCCAGCAUCUACAGGAUCCUGAUUGCAACAGACGUGGCCUCCCGGGGCCUGGACAUUCCCACAGUGCAGGUGGUUAUCAACCACAACACGCCUGGGCUGCCGAAGAUCUACAUACACCGAGUUGGCCGGACAGCCCGUGCAGGGCGGCAGGGACAGGCCAUCACACUGGUAACGCAGUAUGACAUCCACCUUGUACAUGCCAUCGAGGAGCAGAUCAAGAAGCAGCUGGAGGAGCUCUCAGUGGAGGAGGCCAAGGUGCUGCAGAUCCUCACGCAGGUCAAUGUGGUGCGGAGGGAGUGUGAAAUUAAACUGGAGGCGGCCAACUUUGACGAAAAGAAGGAGAUCAACAAGCGGAAGCAGCUGAUCUUGGAGGGGAAGGACCCUGAUCUAGAAGCCAAACGCAAGGCUGAGCUGGCCAAGAUCAAGCAGAAGAACCGGCGCUUCAAGGAGAAGGUGGAGCAGGCGCUACAGCGGCAGAAAGCCAGCAGGGCUGGCCAUGGGGGGCGUCCACCCGGGGGGCGUCCACCCAGGGCCCCACCUGAAGCUCACUCAGCCCCAGCGCCCAUCCACGGCCAGCCCUGAGCGCCACAUGGUCAUGUGCCUAGCCUGGGAUUCCUCCCCAGAACGGACAGUCGGAGGGCCCCUCCACUCCCCUGGACCUGCACAGUCGCUGUCAGUGGGACCCAAGACACCCAUGUUGUGCACUGCACAGCUCUUCCACCCUGCAGCUCCCAGCUGGCCCCUUCUCAGAGCCUCUGCCAAGCAUCAGGCUACAGAGAAGGAAAGAACACUGACUACAAGUUUGGACCCAACUCCAUACACAGUGACGCUGGUCACCUCGGUUGGGAGGGCAGGGGGAUGCUACAGGGCCCCAGAGCAAAGGCAUGUUGCUUGCCAGGAGUCACUUAAUAAAUGGGUCUCUCAGCUUC